AUGGCUAAAAUCACCGAUUUGGACAAACCGUCGGAGAAAAAAAAGAAAUCUUCGUCCAAAAAAAAAUCCCUCAAAGAGCACAUCGAGGAUGAGGACGAGGAGAAUAAAAUCGACACGACGCACCUCUACGCGGAUAAUUUAAACGGUGAUGUGUAUACGGAGACGAACGCGAAUCCGAAAGCGAAAGUGCACUCCACGGAGUGGAUGAAAAUCUUACACGGCGACCCGGUUGAGAUUAAUCCGUCGUUAGGUCAGGGGAUGAAAAUCAUGACCGUCGCCGAGUGGACUUCGAGGUGGAAACAAAACGACCGGUUUCCGGACUGCCUCGCUUGCGGAAGCACAAACACGAAAGAACACCACUUCACGCAAACGUGGUGCAGAGGUAAAAAAAAGUUUGAAUCGGAAACGAUUUGUAUGGAUUGUCACAUGUGGAGUUGGAGAUCUUACGUGGAUCCAGAUUUCUUGACGCCGGAAGAGUUCGAUAAGAUUCGCUGGGAAAAGAUGGUGAAAGAAAACGAGGAAGCCAGAAAGUUGGCGAGAGCGAAGAAGAAUUGA
Messenger RNA from Bathycoccus prasinos, 555 nucleotides. RefSeq lists its product with no specific name. The record is from RefSeq and is a predicted model, not a curated record. The transcript has a single exon. Lineage: Eukaryota; Viridiplantae; Chlorophyta; Mamiellophyceae; Mamiellales; Bathycoccaceae. Bases 1 to 555 code for a protein of 184 amino acids.